Molecule: messenger RNA, 1437 nt
Organism: Pecten maximus
Lineage: Eukaryota; Metazoa; Mollusca; Bivalvia; Pectinida; Pectinidae
Product: ATP synthase mitochondrial F1 complex assembly factor 1-like
Exons: 10
Coding region: 147-1163 (338 amino acids)
Biological process (GO): mitochondrial proton-transporting ATP synthase complex assembly
Cellular component (GO): mitochondrion
Source: RefSeq, a predicted model, not a curated record
CGAUGUUUUACUAUUGAACUGAUUCAAGCGUUUAAUCUACAAUAUACACACUUUCUACAUGCUUUCAGACUGGCUGCCGCCGACAAAUAACGAAACUUUACAGUUAUUGACAUACAGAUUGUCUUAAUGUGUUAGCUGGGACUCUGAUGAACUACAGUAUUGACACAGAAGUAAUGCCUCGGAUUAAUCUGUUACGUGUCUGUCUGUCCUGCUGGUCACGUCUCCCUAACCGCCACAUCUCUUCAGCGAGUGGCAUUGUCUCCAAUAGUAAAACAAUUCCAACACUGACUUGUUCACCGUCAUGUGGCUUAAGAUGGCCAACCAUGAUGGAUUUAGCAGGACUACCAAGAGUGUCUUUGGUGCGACAGUAUAGCAGUGACAGUGCACAAAAGCAAUCAGCUAAGACACAUGAUUUGGAACAGAAUGCAUUCUUUGAAAAGUACAAGCAGAAACUGAAGCAAAAACAAAGUGAAUCGCCUGAUGAGUUCCAAGAGAAGCUGGAAGAAAUGCAGGCAGAAAAACAAGCUGAGCUUGAGCAGUUAAGGAGAGACUUAGCUCCACCCCCUGCUGAUGCUGAUGGUGAGCCCAGGACAGGGGCUAUCCCUGGCAGCUGGCCACCAAAAAGUUUACAUGAGAUCAUGAAGGUUGACCUGCUGAAGGACAGAACUCCAGAACAAAUAGAACAUAUUUGGAAAGAAUAUCAUGUAUCAAAAGAUUGUGUGUUUGGAGUUAUCAAGGAGUUGGAUUUUGAAUAUCUAAUGGAGAAAGCUCGUGUGUGUCCUGUGUUUGUGUAUCCAUUGCCGCGACAAGAUGGAUUUGAGUUUAUUCUGUCACAGUUCAGUGGAAAAGAUGUGUACUUUACCCCUCUUAUAAUGUACCAGACACAGAAAGAUAAAGCCUUGUCCUGUCUUACCCUCACUCAUUUCCAGGAACUUAAACAAGAAAAAGGUAUUGUUCUGAUGGCUGGCCAGUAUAACAGUGAUAUUCUGACAAAAAGUGAAGCCCUAAUUUUAGUGAAACAGAUGACAAUGUAUUAUAGUCAACCUGGCGUGGAGCGAUUCAACCUGGUCCGCUUGUUCAACCAUAUGCCAGAGAAAUUUCACUACCAAGAAAUCAUAUCGGAGUAUAAAAAGAUGAAGAAAAUGCUUGAAAAAGAAGUGUAACAUUAACAUAAUCAGAUUAUGGACUUUAUUUUCAAAUGUAAUGCCAUAAUUGUACAUAUUAUUUUUAUCAUGAUUGAUGUUCGAUUCAUUUGGUGUUACAUGACCUAUAAUUUGUUUGUUGAAUACAUGCAUUUCAUUUUCAUUUUAACAUACAUCUUUCUGAAGAAGCAAAUCUUUGGAAAUCAUUAUGAAAUGAUCCUUUGUAUUUAUAACUGAAUUAGAAUGUUAAUUAAGAAAACAUUAAGAUGAAUAAAAUUAUCUUUUAAAACUUUCA